UUCUACUCACCAAUCCAAAUCCAAUCACACCGCUCUCCUUCCUGCUUGUUUCUCUCAUUCUGUACUAUACAGUAUACACACCUCUUCCUUCUCUCACUCUUAAUCACUCUGAAAAAAAAGUUAGCAAAAACAAAAACAAACUUACCAAUUCAUCCACGCCUCCGAAUCCUAUUGCCACAUAAAUCUCUCGAGAUCUCAGCCCACUCCCUCAAAAUUAAAAUUUCCCUUUUUGUAAAAACAAUUACCGUUCGUUUUUUUUUUUUAAAUUUUUGAUUUUGAUAUAAAUCCGAAUUCCAUGGGGCCUAUCUCUGAUCUAACGGCCAGCGUUUCCCCUUUGUUUCUCCGUGAAAAGCUCCAAGAUUUCUAGGGCUUUUGUUGUGUGUAUAUAUAACUUUUUCGUUUGCGUACUUCCUUUUUAGAACAAACAAACAUAAAAAAUGAGGGUGGCAAAGUCUCAGGUGUGGCAACCUUGCAAGAAGAAGAGGUCUUGAUCCAUUACCUCUGAAAAAGAGAGAGAAACCAAUUCGAUUUGGUGGAACUGAGUGUGUGUUUUUUAUUUGUUUGGAGAGAGAGAAAAUUUUUAGAGAGAUUGAGCGAAAGAAGAUGGCGUCGAAGUCUUCGUCGUCGUCGUCGGCGGCGGCGGCGGCGGCCAACAAUCACGGCAGGACGCGUGUGGGGAAGUACGAGCUUGGUCGAACCCUAGGCGAGGGCAAUUUCGCAAAGGUCAAGUUUGCUCGGAAUGUCGACACCGGUGAGAACGUCGCUAUCAAGAUUCUCGACAAAGAAAAGAUUCUCAAGCACAAGAUGAUCGCUCAGAUUAAACGUGAAAUUUCAACUAUGAAACUGAUCAGACACCCAAACGUUAUCCGUAUGUAUGAGGUGAUGGCUAGCAGGACGAAAAUAUAUAUAGUCAUGGAAUUUGUGACCGGUGGGGAAUUGUUUGACAAAAUUGCAAGUAGAGGAAGGUUGAAGGAAGAUGAAGCUAGAAAGUAUUUUCAGCAACUUAUUAAUGCUGUGGAUUACUGUCAUAGCAGAGGUGUAUUUCAUAGAGACCUAAAGCCAGAGAAUUUACUGCUGGAUGCUAAUGCAGUUCUUAAAGUUUCGGAUUUUGGAUUAAGUGCACUACCACAACAAGUUCGAGAAGAUGGAUUGCUUCACACAACAUGUGGUACGCCAAAUUAUGUUGCUCCAGAGGUGAUCAACAACAAAGGCUAUGAUGGAGCAAAGGCAGAUCUGUGGUCAUGCGGUGUGAUUCUUUUUGUCUUGAUGGCUGGAUAUUUACCUUUUGAAGACUCGAACCUCAUGUCAUUAUAUAAGAAGAUAUUCAAGGCUGAAUUCACUUGUCCUCCAUGGUUCUCCUCAAGUGCAAAAAAACUAAUCAAAAGAAUCCUGGACCCUAGUCCCUCAACUCGUAUUACAAUUGCUGAGGUAAUUGAGAAUGAGUGGUUUAAGAAAGGAUACAAGCCACCUAGUUUUGAGCAAGCUGAUAUUAGUCUUGCUGAUGUGGAUUCUAUCUUCAAUGAAAUAGGGCAUUCUGGAGAGCUUGUUGUGGAGAGGAGGGAAGAAGGACUUGUGCCUGUGGCACCUGUCUCACCUGUCACUAUGAAUGCAUUUGAGCUAAUCUCUACAUCUCAGGGUCUCAACCUCAGUUCCCUUUUUGAAAAGCAAAUGGGGCUUGUUAAAAGGGAAACAAGAUUUGCUUCCAAAUGUAGUGCUAAUGAGAUAAUCUCAAAAAUUGAGCAAGCUGCAACACCUCUUGGUUUUGAUGUGAAGAAAAAUAACUAUAAGUUGAAGCUUCAAGGUGAAAAAACUGGACGUAAAGGUCAUUUAUCUGUUGCAACAGAGAUUUUUGAGGUGGCCCCUUCACUCUACAUGGUUGAGGUUCGCAAGUCUGGAGGAGAUACUCUAGAGUUUCACAAGUUCUAUAAGAAUCUCACAGUUGGGCUGAAAGAUAUUGUUUGGAAAACAGCCGAGGAAGCAGAAGAAGGGAAAAAGAGUGAUGGUGUUGUGGCAUCUUCAUAAGUGGUCAUUUUGCUGUUUUGGUUUUUUAGGUGUGCAAUUAUAUAAAAGGAAUAUAACAUGGCUUGCAUUGUUGUAUCUUAAUUGUGUUGUCUUGGCUUGUUAGCCACUGCUUGGAUUAGACUUUUGGAAUGUAUCAUGCAUACUGUCUUCUUUUUGUUGGUGAAUAAGAAGGGACAGGAAACAUAAAUACAUAGAACAGCAUUGAAGUUGUCAAAUA
Molecule: messenger RNA, 2239 nt
Organism: Quercus robur (English oak)
Lineage: Eukaryota; Viridiplantae; Streptophyta; Magnoliopsida; Fagales; Fagaceae
Product: CBL-interacting serine/threonine-protein kinase 23
Exons: 15
Coding region: 604-2022 (472 amino acids)
Biological process (GO): protein phosphorylation; signal transduction
Molecular function (GO): protein kinase activity; ATP binding
Source: RefSeq, a predicted model, not a curated record